AUGAAUUUUAAGAUUUUAAUUAUUUUGAUAUUAUACGUUAAUAUUGUUUACAGUAUUCAAAUUUUCACAAACAAAACAUGCACUUGGGAAGGAACAUUUGAUAAAGUUGAAAAUAAAAAUGUUCAAUAUAACAUUGAACAAGAAUUAGAAGAACUUCUCGAUUCUUGGACAGAUGAAAAUUGGACUUUAUUAAAUGAAAAUAUAAAUUUUGAAUUUAAUUAUGAAUGUAAUGAAUUCACAGUUACUAUAGAACGAGAAUAUGAUAAUGGUUACAAUGAUGAUAAUGAUGAUGAUGAUAAUAAUGAAUAA
Scutellospora calospora is the source of this 309-nucleotide messenger RNA. Lineage: Eukaryota; Fungi; Glomeromycota; Glomeromycetes; Diversisporales; Gigasporaceae. The record is from the annotation of a GenBank genome assembly.